Molecule: messenger RNA, 1521 nt
Organism: Octopus sinensis (East Asian common octopus)
Lineage: Eukaryota; Metazoa; Mollusca; Cephalopoda; Octopoda; Octopodidae
Product: methyltransferase-like protein 9
Exons: 6
Coding region: 143-1066 (307 amino acids)
Molecular function (GO): protein-L-histidine N-pros-methyltransferase activity
Source: RefSeq, a predicted model, not a curated record
UAGGAGUUAAUAUUAUUUUGUUUUCAUUUGACUUUCGGAUUUAUGCACGUUUUUUAAAAACAUUAACGUGGUCUUUUUUUCGAUUCAUUUACCAAACAAAUUCCAAUUUGAAGUUUUUUCUACUAUUUGCUUUACCGCAAAGAUGUCUUUAAUGAGAUAUAGCGCCCGUUCAUCACUUGCUGGAGCAAUUUUACUACGGAUGAAACAUGAUGAAAUGCACCGUAACAGUAAUCAUUCCUAUUGGUAUAAAGUGAACCUAAAACGAAUUCCUGAACACAUGCACAAGAAAUUUUACUGUUUGCACCAAGAUGAGGAAACCAAAGAAUUCUUAGAAGGUUGUUAUGAAAAAGCUGACUGGAUUUUUACUCAGAUUUUUUACUCCCUAUUUCGAUCAGUUUUAAGCUGGUUUAUGACCAAUACUUCAAUUAAUGCGUAUUUAAAUCGCGGAUCAAUGUUUGUUUAUUCUCAAGCACAUUUUAUGAAAUUGUUAGGGUUAAAGGAAACAACAGUUUUUGAAAAUUUAAUCGAUUUAGGAGCCGGUGAUGGAAUGGUUACCAAAAAAAUGGCUAGCUACUUUAAAAAUGUUUAUGUAACAGAAGUCUCAAAUCAGAUGAAAAUACGGUUAAAAGAAAAAGGUUUCAUAAACCUCGCGUUGGAUAGGUGGGCAAAUGGAGACAUAAUUUACGAUGUGGUAACCUGUCUGAACCUGCUUGAUCGCUGUAAUGAGCCACUCACCAUUUUGAAACAAAUAAAAGGUGUUCUUCGGCCAGGAUCAGGAAUACUGAUUAUCGCCCUUGUUUUCCCUUUUAGUCCUUACGUGGAAGAAAAUUCUGUGGAUCAUACUUCUGCUGAGAAAUUAGACAUUAAAGGUUCUGGUUUUGAAGAACAACUUGUAAGUUUUGUUGACAAUGUCUUAGAGCCCCUCGGCUAUGAGUUGAUAACAUUUUCACGUGCUCCUUAUAUAUCAGAAGGUGAUAUUUCAACAUCCUUUUAUGUAAUUGAUGAUGCCAUAUUCAUUUUGAAACUCGCUGACAAUACUACAGAAUACUGCAAUAAUGACAAAUAACAUUGAUGAACGAAAAAGGAAGACCAAAAUAUCUAAUUUUAUAUAUAAAAAGCAAAAAAAAAAAAAAAAUAUAUAUAUAUAUAUAUAAAAUAUAAUGGACCAUAUUUGGCUCAUGUUAUACGAUGCAAAAGAUUCCAAUGGAUAUAAAACGUCAGAACUAAUUUCAUCCCUGUCAACAAAGUAUAAGUGGGAUGAAAUCUGUUUAAAAUUUCAAUAAAAACUGAGUGAUGGAAACUGGGUAUGAUACUGAAACAGUAUUAAUCUAAAUAAUGGGCAAUAUUAAUCUAAAAUGUUGCUAGCAUCAAAAUGGGAAGCAUUCUAAGGAAUGGCCAUUUUACGUAUAAGGCUUCUAUUGGGUCUGAAAUUAUUUAAUUAUUUUUCAACUGUACCAAGCCACUGAAUCAUAGUGGAAAUUAUACAAAUCUACAUUCUUCAAAAAAAAAAAAAAAAAAAAA